Messenger RNA from Penaeus monodon (black tiger shrimp), 759 nucleotides. RefSeq names its product formin-like protein 3. Lineage: Eukaryota; Metazoa; Arthropoda; Malacostraca; Decapoda; Penaeidae. The transcript has 3 exons. The record is from RefSeq and is a predicted model, not a curated record. The coding region runs from base 1 to 759 and encodes 252 amino acids.
AUGGAUCAGUUUUAUUCAGGUUGCAAAGGAGUCAUAAACAUAAGCAACACUCAGUAUGAAGAACCUCUCCCACAUUCUAUCCUCCACCUCAAUAUCCAAAAUCCUCCAACACUGGGAAAUUCUAUGCCUAUAAUCCUCCACCACCCAGGGAGUGUUCCUCCAUUGGCAAACAAUUCAUCUUUAGAUUACAAAGGACAUAAUAUAAAUUUGAAGGAGUUGGUGGACCAUAAACUCCACCAAGACCACCCCGAAUCUACCGGGCGUGAACCCCCCAAAAAUCACCACCGGGAACCACCGCAAAUCCUCCCCGGAACCACCCGCCAAAUCCGCUGCCGGAACCACUACCCAAAUCCACCGCCAAUCCCGCCGCUGGAACCACCGCCCAAAUCCCCGCCGGAACCACCCGCCAACCGCCGCCGGAUCCACCGCCGCCCUCCUCCGCCCCUCCGCCGAAAUAAACCCUGUCCCCCCCCCGUUGGCCUCCGCUUGGAGAGCCAGUCUGGAGACAACUCCAAAGGGGCCCAAGCUGAGGGUUUAUCUCCUUCCGAAAUGUUGACAAAAAACGUCAACAUGAAGAACCUCCUCCCGCACUGCAUCCUCCUCCCCCCAUAUCCAGAUCCACCACCGCCACCUCCACCCGGAAAAAUCCUCCUCCGAAAAACCCCUCUACUUCCUCCAGAGAAUUCCCCACCUCCUCCAGAGAAUCCGCCCUCCCCCAGAAAAUCCUCUGCCCAGAAAGAUCCUCCACUUUCCUCCUGA